Messenger RNA from Artibeus jamaicensis (Jamaican fruit-eating bat), 837 nucleotides. Its product is annotated as pentatricopeptide repeat-containing protein 2, mitochondrial-like. The transcript is spliced from 2 exons. The record is from RefSeq and is a predicted model, not a curated record. NCBI's taxonomy places the organism in Eukaryota, Metazoa, Chordata, Mammalia, Chiroptera, Phyllostomidae. Gene Ontology annotation, biological process: regulation of mRNA processing; mitochondrion organization; multicellular organism development. Gene Ontology annotation, cellular component: mitochondrion. The annotation marks the transcript as partial. Gene Ontology annotation, molecular function: protein binding; RNA binding.
AUUCUCCAGGAUGGAAUGGCUGCUGCGUUUCGUCCACUGAAGCUAGCCUUGCUGCAGGCACUGCGGUCUUUGGUGUAUCCUAGGGUGGGAGGUUCAGGCUCCAGCUGCUGUCGCUGCCCCCUCAGAGAUAAAAGAUACCCACUUACAGAUAAUAUUGUGAAAUUAAGAGAAUUUCAGCAGAAGAAGGUGGCUAUUGCACACAAUCUUCCUGACACCAAAGAAAUCUAUCUGAGACACUUGGAAGAGAAAUUGACACAGAACAAGCUCAUCUUGAAGGAGUUGAGAACCUUACUUCAUCUGUGUGAGUCCCGGGAUGAUGUGGAACUGGCUAAAAAUGUCAUCUACAGGUACCAUGCAGAGAACAGAAUUGCCACUUUGGGGGAGUUCAAGUUUGGACCGCUCUUCAUGAGACUGUGCUACCAGUUGUAUCUUGAGGGAUCUGCAGUGGAGCUCAUCAGAGACCAGCAUUUAUGAGGUUUCUUCUCAGACUCUACAUCAUUUAAUAUUUUGAUGGAUAUGUUGUUCAUCAAAGGGAAAUAUAAAAGUAUGUUGGAAGUGUUGAUUGAGAUGAAAAACCAAGAUGUGAAGUUCAGCAAAGAUACCUAUGUCCUUGCUUUUGCAAUUUGCUACAAACUGAAUAGCCCCAAAUCUUUUAAAAUCUGCACUGCUCUGAGGGAAGAAGCUCUAAUCAGAGGAGAAGUUCUCUCCAGGAGAGCAUCAUGUUUUGCUGUGGCUCUCACUCUGAACCAGAACCAAGUGGGAAAAGCUGCAUCCAUUUUUUUUCAAAUCAUGAAGCCAGAAAACAUAAACUGCACUAAUUUAAGUGACAGGGACUAG